CUCUCUCUCUCUCUCUCUGAGGCGCCCCUCCUACCCUUUCCAUUGUGCUGUGUCUUUUCAGUUUAGCUGUGCUUCCUGCGAGACCUUCAUCUCCUUUGUAGUGAGAUUUACUUGAGACUAUCCGAAUCUCGAGCUGCAAUGGAACUGUACGGAAAGAUGGCCUCUGCCCAAGAUGCCAGGUUCGGCCAGAAAGACUCCUCUGACCAGAACUUUGACUACAUGUUCAAAUUGCUAAUCAUCGGCAAUAGCAGCGUGGGAAAAACAUCUUUUCUGUUCCGUUAUGCAGAUGACUCUUUUACAUCUGCAUUUGUCAGCACAGUUGGGAUCGAUUUCAAAGUAAAAACUGUAUUCAAAAAUGAAAAGAGAAUCAAGCUUCAGAUUUGGGACACAGCAGGCCAGGAAAGAUACAGGACUAUCACCACAGCCUAUUAUCGAGGGGCCAUGGGCUUCAUUUUAAUGUAUGACAUCACAAAUGAAGAAUCCUUCAAUGCUGUACAAGACUGGUCAACUCAGAUUAAGACAUACUCUUGGGAUAAUGCCCAGGUUAUCCUGGUUGGGAACAAAUGUGAUAUGGAAGAUGAACGGGUCAUCUCAACUGAGAGAGGCCAGCAUUUAGGAGAACAGCUUGGGUUUGAGUUUUUUGAAACCAGUGCCAAGGAUAACAUUAAUGUCAAGCAAACCUUUGAGCGUCUUGUGGAUAUCAUCUGUGAUAAAAUGUCUGAGAGCUUGGAGACCGACCCAGCCAUCACUGCUGCAAAGCAGAGCACAAGACUCAAGGAAACGCUUCCUCCACCACAGCCCAACUGUGGCUGCUAAUGUCUCCCCACAUAAGAGCUCCAAGGGGCUCCAGUGGCCAAGAAACAGCAUUUAUAAAUGGUUUAUUAGCCUUCACUUAUACUGCCUAAUAAUUAUUUGAAGGAAAUCUUUGAUGUCAAUGGCCUAUAUAUGCAUUCAAACCUUGAGCGACUUAUUGUGUUAAUAUGUGGCAAACAUGUGAUCUUAAAUUUGUAAAGACUAUCAAUCUAUAAACACCUGGUACUUGCAUGUGACUUAUUUAUUUGUCUUUGAGACUUUUUUCUUUUAAAUAUUUCUACUCAGUUAAGCUACUGCUGAAACCUCAGACCAUAAUUUCACUGCAAAUAAUUUUUGUGCCAUGGAUUCAAAUUAUGCUAUUCACUUGUAUGGACGAUGACCAAGGAAUUCCUUGUGUGUGUGUGUGUUGUGAGUAGGGGGAGAUGCCAGAAUUUAUUUGCUUUACCAUAGCUGAAAAUGAAGUAGAACUUUGGCUCUUGAUAGAGACCAGGUCUGGGACGUUUAUUAUUAGGAAAUAUACCUAUUUUGCACUUUUAUUAAUAACUGAAGAGUGUAUUGACUAUAAAGAAAUUAAAGGACUCGGUGGCGGUGCCUGGAAUUCAGAAGGCUAAGGUCUAAGGGGAUCAUGGGUUCAAGGCUAGUCUGGACUACAAAGCAAAAAAACUCUUGUCUUGAAAAAAAGGAAAAAGAGUUAAAAUACUGUUUUAAAGACCCUUGCAACUUUCCUAGGUCAAUAAUAUUAACCUGAUUCGAGCUAGAUUUAAACAAUAAUCUAAGCUUAUGUGUUUAAAUAAGUGGGGAAAUAAGUAAUUCCCUGCGCCGGGAACUACUUUUCCACUGAGUCUACCCAACUUUGAAUCUUUGUGAGCACUGACCCAUGAGGAGGUAUCUACUGAAUUUCAGUCGAGCAGCAGUUAUUGCAUCCAGGAAUUGUGUGAGUAGUUGUAGAACUCCAUGGCUGGAGCGGCUGCCAUUCCCUUCAUGACCUGUGUCCAUAACACACACUGCAAAAUAUUAUAGUCCCUCUCUGAAACCAUCAUCAGUUAUGGGACUAGAGACUAGGUUGAAGCUUGUUAGGGCUCCUUACCCUGUAAAAGGUAGACUUGCUUCCCCAACCACUGCUUUCUGCUCCAACUUCAGCUAAGUUCUACCUAUUACAAGCUGUUUGGACAGUCUUUCAGUGGGUUCCAUACUGAGGAAAAGACCACUUUCAACUCAACAUUUUUCAGGAUAUUUAAACUUCUUAAGCACAUCCUAAAUAUGUAAGUCUCUAAACACACUUAAGUUACACAGAGAACACUUUUUAGAACUGAGAGUUACAGAAACACCCAGGAGCCCAACAGCAGUUUGAGCAAGGGAGAAAACCAUUCAAACAUCCUGGGUUUUAUUCUAGGUUUCUUGAAGACUUAUAGAGAUAACACACAACAAAUCUUACCUGCUGUGCUGAAUGUCAGGAGAAAUUUGGACCUCUACCACCAUCCAGCAGCAUUUGCAGCUGGGAUCUACAGAAGGCAUCAAGCAGCCCUUGAUGCCUUUUGAAGGAUAGUUUCCUAAGGUGAACUUUCUCCAUUUUUGUGGUUGUAUGAAGGAUUCACCCUUCCCUUCAAAAAUAAAGAAAUUUCUCAUGAAGGUAUUCAGUGCAAGCGUGUCGGGCAAAGAUAU
Messenger RNA from Nannospalax galili (Upper Galilee mountains blind mole rat), 2475 nucleotides. It is a transcript of the gene Rab3c, whose product is annotated as RAB3C, member RAS oncogene family. Gene Ontology annotation, cellular component: endosome; synaptic vesicle; plasma membrane. Gene Ontology annotation, molecular function: GTPase activity; GTP binding. The transcript is spliced from 5 exons. Gene Ontology annotation, biological process: protein secretion; regulation of exocytosis; protein localization to plasma membrane. The coding region runs from base 139 to 816 and encodes 225 amino acids. NCBI's taxonomy places the organism in Eukaryota, Metazoa, Chordata, Mammalia, Rodentia, Spalacidae. The record is from RefSeq and is a predicted model, not a curated record.